Molecule: messenger RNA, 6174 nt
Organism: Daktulosphaira vitifoliae (grape phylloxera)
Lineage: Eukaryota; Metazoa; Arthropoda; Insecta; Hemiptera; Phylloxeridae
Gene: sli
Product: protein slit
Exons: 33
Coding region: 326-4765 (1479 amino acids)
Biological process (GO): axon guidance
Molecular function (GO): Roundabout binding; heparin binding; calcium ion binding
Source: RefSeq, a predicted model, not a curated record
CGUCGAGUCCAGUUCACCACGCGAGACUCGCACUAGUGUACGUUCGUACAUCCCUUUGGUUCCCAUUGGAUUAAUUUUCGGUAUCGAAAUACAUCGUUUUUCGUACACGUUGUGCAUAUAAACCGUUCACGUGCAGCAAGUACGUCGGGAGGUGCGAAAAUGCGGGCAAACGUCGCCGUGAUAACUGGACCCUAGUCGUGGUCCCAGUGCUGAAUUAUCCAAUCAGUGGUUUCUUAUACUAAGUAUCGUUUACUCAUUGAGUGUUCUUACUGUUGUCCGGUGCAAGAGUGCCAAAACAAACCUUUCCAGCAAAAAGUUCGCCGACAUGAAAGUGUUCGGCAUUUUAUGCCUACUUAUCGUGGCCCUGGGCCACGGUGCCCGGGGAAACGACCUCAACGACUUGAUCGACGAUGUCAGAUGCCCAUGGCUGUGUUCUUGUGACCAGACAACGGCUGAUUGCGCCAAGAAAGGACUGGAUGAAGUGCCCAGGAAUCUUCCACACAACAUCGAACGACUAGAUUUGCAAGGAAACAACAUCACUACCAUAUCGUCGACCGAUUUGACCAAUUUGACAAAUCUACGAGUAUUGCAAUUGUCAGACAAUCAAAUCCAUACGAUAGAGAAAGGAGCGUUCAAGCACCUCGGCAGAUUGGAAAGAUUACGAUUAAACGGCAACAAUCUCAAGGAAGUCUCCGAUUUUGUGUUCUCUAACAAUCCACUGCUGUCCAGACUAGAUUUGAGUCACAAUCAACUUUUUUACAUUGGAAAGAACACGCUUAAAGGUGCACAAGCUCUGAGAACGCUGUUGUUGGACAACAAUCAACUGCUUUGUGUCGACGAACAGUCAAUCAAAGGACUCAAAGACUUGGAAAUACUAACAUUAAACAACAAUAAUCUGACCACUUUGCCUUCCGGGCUGUUUUCGGAUCUUUACCGUUUGAGAAACGUCCGAUUGUCUGAUAACAAAUUUCAAUGCGACUGUUUGUUAGAUUGGCUUUACCAACAAUGGCUACCGAGAAUCCCAAGACUAGGUUCGUCUACUUACUGCCACGGACCUCCAAACAUGGCUGGUUUACCUCUAUCCGAUAUGCACAAAUUCCAUAUGCAAUGCGACGGCGAUUUCAACGGUCAAACGGUGGAAUGCGGUCCUGCAGUUGAAGAUCAAAAGUCCUCCUGUCCACACCCAUGUACUUGCGAAGAGGGGGGCAUUGUAAACUGCAGGGAGAAGUCGUUGACCAAGGUGCCGACCAAGCUCCCCGAGGACAUCGUAGAACUGAGACUGGAACAAAAUCAAAUUACUGAAAUCCUACCCAAAGCUUUUGUAAAAUACAAACGCCUUCGAAGAAUAGACCUGAGCAAGAAUCAGAUAACAAAGAUAUCGGUAGAUGCUUUUCAGGGACUCAAGUCGUUAACUUCGUUGAUGUUGUAUGGCAACAAAAUCAAAGACUUGCCCGGUGGCGUGUUUCACGGUCUGACUUCACUGCAACUGCUACUUUUGAACGCCAACGAGAUAUCGUGCAUUAGAAAAGAUGCUUUCCGAGAUUUGCACAGUGUCAAUUUGUUGUCAUUGUACGAUAACAAUAUCAAAUCGCUCGCCAACGGCACGUUCGACUAUAUGAGAGGCAUACAAACAUUACAUUUGGGCAGAAAUCCGUUUAGUUGUGAUUGUAACUUACGUUGGUUAUCGGAUUACUUGCAUAAAAACCCAAUAGAAACAUCGGCUGCUAGAUGUGAAUCUCCGAAAAAGUUGCAAAAACGUAGAAUUGAUGGACUAAGCAAUGACAAAUUUAAAUGCAUUGACGAUACAAGAACUAGAGGCGCGGGUGACUGUUAUAGUGACAGUUUUUGUCCAAUCAAUUGCACUUGUGACGGUACAGUUGUAGAUUGCUCAGGAAGAUCAUUAAUUGAAAUACCAAAAGAUAUACCGAUUUAUACAACCGAACUAAUUAUCAAUGACAACGAAAUCGCAAAAAUUAAGUCUGAUGGACUUUUUGGUAGAUUACCAAAUCUUCAGAAAUUAGAAAUGAAAAGAAAUCUCAUUAGCAGUGUAGAAGCUAAUGCUUUUGAAGGUGCCAUUAAGCUGUACGAACUUAAUUUAUCUGAGAAUAAAUUACGGCAAGUUCACAACAAAAUGUUUAUAGGUCUCCACAACUUAAAAAUUUUAACUUUAUUCAACAACGAAAUAACUUGUGUUAUGCCUGGUUCAUUUGAUUACUUGCCUGCACUCAGAACACUUAACUUACAAAUGAAUCCAUUUAACUGUAAUUGUCAUCUGGCUUGGUUUGCGGAAUGGUUGAAAAAACAUGGGCUCACUGCCGCUAGUCCUCGGUGUGCAGGUCCACCUCGCGUCAUGGACGUUCCAAUUCAUGAUUUGCCAUCGUAUGAAUUCAAGUGUACGGGUGAUAAUGAUCAAGGCUGUUUGGGAGAUAAUUACUGUCCACCCAAAUGUACUUGUAUUGGUACAGUUGUCCGUUGCACCAGAGCUAAGUUAACAGAAAUACCUAAAAAUAUUCCGAUUGAAACUUCAGAACUAUACUUAGACGUCAAUGAAAUCGUAUCAAUCAACGCUGAUAGACUUAAUCAUCUAAAAUCCCUUACCAGAUUGGAUUUAAGUAAUAAUCAACUAACCGUGUUGUCUAAUCAUACAUUUUCACAAUUAUACAAACUUUCAACUCUACUGUUGGGAUACAAUAAACUUCAGUGUCUCGAAAAAAAUGCUCUUUCUGGUUUAAAAUCUUUACGAAUUAUUUCUCUUCAUGGAAACAAUAUAUCAUUAAUACCCGAUGGCACAUUUUCUGGUCUCGAUUCAAUCACUCAUUUGGGAAUCGGAUCCAAUCCUUUGUACUGUGAUUGUGGUUUACAGUGGCUCGCAGAGUGGAUCAAAAAAGACUUCAUUGAAUCUGGUAUAGCCAGGUGCGCUGAACCAGUAUCCAUGAAAGAUAAACUUUUAUUAUCUACUCCUGUAUCAAACUUUGUUUGCAAAGAACCAAUUAGCAAAGAAAUUUUAUCGAAGUGCAAUGCAUGUUUCACUAAUCCAUGUUCAAACGAAGGCUUUUGUGAACCAUUGCCAGAAAGACAGUAUACGUGCAGGUGUAAUCCCGGCUAUCACGGAAAACAUUGUGAACACAUGAUUGAUGCUUGUUAUGGAAAUCCAUGUAGAAAUUUAGGUUCUUGUAAACUUCUUGAAGAAGGCAGAUUUAGUUGUCAAUGUACACCUGGAUUUACUGGUGAUCGUUGUGAGACUAACCUUGAUGAUUGUCUGACUAACAAGUGCGAAAACAAUUCCACUUGCGUUGAUCUCAUACAAGCGUAUGAAUGUCGUUGUCAACCAGGAUAUACAGGUGAUUAUUGUCAAACGAAAAUACAGUUUUGUUCGAAAGAUUUCAAUCCUUGUCAUAACGGUGCCAAAUGUGUUGACCACACUACUCAUUACUCGUGCGAAUGUCCCCUUGGAUUUUCAGGUGACAACUGUACCAUAAAUAACGACGAUUGUCAAAAUCACAUGUGUCAAAAUGGAGGUUUGUGUAUUGAUGGCAUCAAUGAUUAUAUAUGCAAGUGUGUUGGUGAUUAUGCUGGCAAAUUUUGUGACAUUGCUCCUAUGGUAGCACUCAUGUACCCACAGACAUCGCCUUGUCAACACCAUGAAUGCAAAAACGGUAUUUGUUACAUUCCAAACGGUUCUACCAACGAUUAUUUAUGCAAGUGUGCUCCUGGAUAUUCUGGAAAACGAUGCGAAUAUCUGACAAGCUUAAGUUUUGUGCAUAAUACUUCUUUCGUAGAACUUGAACCUUUGAGAACCAAACCUGAAGCUAACGUUACCGUAGUUUUUACAACUACUCAAGAAAAUGGUAUUUUAAUGUAUGAUGGCCAUUCUGAGCACUUGGCAGUUGAACUAUUUAACGGACGCAUCAGAGUUAGCUACGACGUAGGAAAUUAUCCAGUGUCUACAAUGUAUAGUUUUGAAAUGGUUGCCGAUGGCAAGCAACAUAUGGUGGAACUAUUAGCUAUCAGAAAAAACUUCACACUUAGAGUAGACGGAGGUAUAGCCCGAUCUAUUAUUAAUGAAGGAUCAAGGGAUUACCUGAGACUAACUUCACCACUUUACAUUGGUGGUAUACCAACUGAUCCUGGAGCUGAAGCCUUCAACCAUUUCCAUCUUAGAAAUUUGACUAGUUUCAAUGGCUGUAUGAAAGAGUUGUGGGUGAACCAUAAACUUGUAGACUUUAUGAAUGCAGCCAGACAGCAAAAAGUCACUCCGGGGUGUUCACUUCUCCAAGAUGAAGAGCAGAUGGUAGAAGAGGAAGGUGUUAAACCAAUCAGCCCCGAACCGGAACAAAGCCCAUCUAUGAUUGACGAAGAACAAGUGGAGCCACAAGAAGGGAACAUGGAUGAAGAAGAAGAAGAUGAGGAUGAAGAUGAAGACGAAGAUCCAUGUUUUAACAAUCAGUGUCACAAAGAUAGCAAAUGUGAGCCAAAAGGUCUCAAGGACUAUAUUUGUAAAUGCCAACCUGGUUGGUCAGGAAAAUUCUGUACACAAGAACCAACUUGUAAGAAAGUGGCAAUUCGCGAAUAUUAUACCGAAAAUAACUGUAGGUCAAGAAAACCGCUUAAGAUGGCAAAAUGUGACGGAGGAUGUGGGACUAGUUGUUGUAAAGCAAAAAAGACGAAGAAGCGCAAAGUGCGAUUAAUAUGCAAUGACGGCACUAGAUAUACCAAAGAUAUUGACAUCAUACGGAAGUGUGCGUGCGCUAAAAAAUGCUAUUGACUACCAGGCCCCUCCAUAGAUAUGCCCCAACCCGUACCACACGUAAUCGUACUACCUCACGUUGCUAUUCACCAUAAUCACCAAACAUUGUUGACUAAAUUUAACUACUCAAAAACUGAUAAGGGUCACGUCGAACAGCAUAAAUGGACAGAUAAUAUAUUGAUGUACAUGUUCUUUUACGCUGCCUUAUCUGUAUUGGUCGAAUUACUCAUUGUUGUUAUAUGGUUCGUCAGCGUAUGUAUAUAUCUUCUUCUGCCGUAAUCCCUGCACCUUUUAUAGUUUUAUAAUUGUUGUUAUAUCACUAGCCAUUCAUUUAUUCCUAAGUUUUAUUAUUAUUUCUAAGACUACCAUACCUACUAAAAUUUAUUUUUUUAUUUAUAUUUAUUUUAUAUUACUAUACUUGAAGUUUAAAAACCUUAAUGACUAGAAAAGUAUUACAAGACAUUUGUAAACUAGUAUUGUACUUUUAAGUAUUACUUUAUGAAAGCCAUAAAAAUUAAAUACCCAUUAAUACACGUCAAAACUGUAUUAUUAUAAUUAUUUAAGUAAAUUUUAUAAGAAAACGCAGUUUAGUUUUUUUUUUAUGUAAUAUGUAUUGGAGAAAGCCAAAAAAAAAUUACCAUAUUUUUUCAAUGUAAAUAUUUUACUAUUAUCUGGUGCAGCGGUUUCAAUCAAGAAGACAUGUAUACAAGUGUAAGUACCGUGUGUGUAUGAUUCUGGAGCAAAAGGCACAUUUCAUUGUGCGGAGGGGCCUUUUCAGUGUUUUAUUUUUAUACGUCUUUUUUGUAUAGUGUACAAGUGUAGAAUUCGUUAAAAAAAAUAAUUAAAAUCAUAAAAAAAAAUUAUAUAUAGUAUAUUGUUUUGGUUGACAACUGGUUCUGAUUUAUGUAAUGAUAGAAAACUUUUUUCUUUUAUAAAAGAACAUACAUGAGAAAUAUAAAAUAACAUUUAUGUAAAUAGAAUAUGUUUUGUAUUGCUUUCAUCGGUACACACAAGUACAUGCUCUAAGAAACUAAUUACGGCGUAUACAAUGUUAUAACUAUUAUAAUAUUAUUUAUCUUAACUAUACGAAAUUCCAAAAUUUAAUUGAAGCAUUUAAAACACAUUACUUGGCUUGUAAAUAAACAUGCAGCUGUAACCUACAAGUUAUAUUUGGAAUCAAAUUACUUAUUUUCAUCUGCUCUAGAGACAGAAACAUAAAACAUUACACUUAAGUUAUUAAUCAAUUUUUUUUUUUUUAAUAUCAUCGAUUUGUAAUCUUACUUUAUUUUGAGUAAUCUAUAUGUCUAUUAAGUCUAAGUUUUUUUUAUAACAUUUAAUUUCAAUUAAAUAUAUUAAUAUUGUUUUUAAUUAUUAUAAAAUAGUUUUCGUUCAUAAUUGCCUGAAUUAUAUUCAUAAUAUAUGUAAUA